AUGGGGGCUACGUAUAAGCAGGCGCGCGCCGUCGGCCUGGCAUUGCUCUGUCUGGCUGCCACCACCGAAGCCCACGAACACCACAUGGACGACAUCCCUGACGGGCAGUAUGCCUCGUCCGAUCCCAUGGACGCGAUUUUAUGGAUACAUAUCCUUCUUCAAACCCUCGCCUGGGGCGUGUUGUAUCCAACGGGCAUGGUCUUGGGCAUAACUCGCUCAAGAUGGCAUGUGCCAAUCCAAUCAGUCGCGACCAUUAUGGCCAUUAUCGGAUACAUGCUCGGGCAUAAACAUAAAGGCCGCCAGUUUGCUCCAGGUGUGCAUGGCAGCUUCGCCCCGUGGUUGAUGUGGAUGGUCUUCUCGCAGGUCAUCCUCGGCGUCUACCUCAGGCUUCACCUCGAAAAGGGUAUCCAUGGCAAGAUCAGGAGAUAUAUUGUCAUCGCUCACGGCGUUGUGGGCAAGCUCCUCCCCGUCGCCGCCUGGACGCAAAUGCUGUUCGGCGGCAUCACUUCGCUGGGAUUCUGCCGCGGCGACCACUUGGGCCAGUGCCUGGCGCAUUUCAUCAUGGGCAGCGCAUUCAUUGGUUAUGGAAUUCUCAUGACCAUUUUGCUGCUGGUCGGGCAGGUGUGGUUGAAGCGCUCCGGAAGGAGCCAGGAAUUCUUCGACUCCUGUAUGAUUGCGGCCUGGGGAUGCGUCAACACUUUCACCGAACACCGCUGGGGAGGUCCCUGGGUCCACAACGACCUCCAGCACACCUCCAUGGGCAUCGUCUGGUGGUGCGCUGGUCUCCUUGGUAUCUGGUUGAGUAGGAGUAGGGACGGCAGGCCCAAGCGGAACUUGAUCCCCGGCAUUGUCAUUCUUCUCACUGGCUUCGCAAUGUCCGCUCACCCGCAGUCGCUGCCUCUUUCCACCAUGGUUCACUCCGUUUUCGGCUACACCCUCAUGGCAGCCGGCCUCACCCGUAUCAUUGAAAUCUCUUUCAUCCUCAAGGACAAGAACGGUGUCUCUGACGACGGCUCUGAGAACAACAGCUGGCAGCACCUUCCUCCUUUCCUUCUUUAUGCCUCCGGCUUCCUCUUCAUGGGCGCAACCGAGGAGCAAAUGGCCCUCCUUUCCGACGCCCACGUUACUCACGUCUCCUACGUCCUCAUUCUCUAUGGCGUUGCCUUCCUCCUCUACCUCUUCGUCAACAUGCUUCUGCACAUUUACGCCACCUGGGCUUGGCCCGAACUCGCCAAGUCGGACCCCGAGAGCGGCCGCGGUCAGCUCAACGGCCACGCCCGUCGCCCGCACUCGAGAUCGGAUGCGCAACGGCUGCGGGAUGCGGAGGAAUUCGAGCUGGAGGGCUUGAUCAGCGACGAGGAGGAUGCGGCGAACCUGGAGGGCAGCACCGAUGCGGAUCCGGAGAGUCCGAGGCAUAAGGAGGGGAGAGUGAGGAUGUGA
This is a messenger RNA of Diplodia corticola, 1440 nucleotides long. RefSeq lists its product as uncharacterized. NCBI's taxonomy places the organism in Eukaryota, Fungi, Ascomycota, Dothideomycetes, Botryosphaeriales, Botryosphaeriaceae. The record is from RefSeq and is a predicted model, not a curated record. The transcript is spliced from 5 exons. The coding region runs from base 1 to 1440 and encodes 479 amino acids.